ACUGAACUGAAAAAGCUGUACUGCCAGAUCGCCAAGACAUGUCCCAUCCAGAUCAAAGUGAUGACCCCGCCGCCUCAGGGAGCAGUCAUCAGGGCUAUGCCAGUCUACAAGAAAGCUGAACAUGUCACCGAAGUGGUCAAACGCUGCCCAAACCACGAGCUGAGCCGGGAGUUCAACGAAGGGCAGAUUGCACCUCCCAGCCACCUGAUCAGGGUGGAAGGGAACAGCCAUGCCCAGUAUGUAGAAGAUCCCAUCACCGGGAGACAGAGCGUGUUGGUCCCCUACGAGCCACCACAGGUUGGUACAGAGUUCACAACAGUCUUGUACAACUUCAUGUGUAACAGUAGCUGUGUGGGAGGCAUGAACCGUCGCCCGAUUCUCAUCAUUGUGACACUGGAAACCAGAGAUGGGCAAGUCUUGGGCCGCCGAUGUUUCGAAGCCCGCAUUUGCGCUUGCCCAGGCAGAGAUCGCAAAGCAGACGAGGACAGCAUCCGCAAGCAGCAAGUCUCCGACAGCACAAAGAAUGGUGAUGGUACGAAGCGCCCUUUUCGACAAGGAACUCACGGCAUACAGAUGACAUCUAUCAAAAAAAGACGUUCCCCAGAUGAUGAGCUCUUAUACUUGCCGGUGAGGGGACGGGAGACGUAUGAAAUGCUGCUAAAGAUCAAAGAGUCCCUGGAACUAAUGCAGUACCUUCCCCAGCACACGAUUGAGACCUACCGGCAGCAACAACAGCAGCAGCACCAGCACUUGCUCCAGAAGCAGACCUCCAUGCAGUCACAGUCAUCUUAUGGCUCCAACUCUCCACCGCUCAGCAAAAUGAACAGCAUGAACAAGCUGCCCUCGGUCAGCCAGCUAAUUAACCCCCAGCAGCGCAAUGCCCUGACCCCAACUACCAUCCCUGAUGGCAUGGGAACCAACAUUCCCAUGAUGGGCACCCACAUGGCCAUGACCGGUGACAUGAAUGGCCUCAGCCCCACACAGGCACUGCCUCCUCCCCUCUCCAUGCCUUCAACGUCCCACUGCACCCCCCCUCCUCCGUACCCCACAGACUGCAGCAUCGUCAGCUUCUUAGCGAGGUUGGGCUGCUCAUCCUGUGUGGAUUAUUUCACGACCCAGGGGCUGACCACCAUCUAUCAGAUUGAGCAUUACUCCAUGGAUGAUCUGGUGAGCCUCAAGAUCCCGGAGCAGUUCCGCCAUGCCAUCUGGAAGGGCAUCCUGGACCACCGGCAGCUCCAUGACUUCUCCUCCCCUCCCCACCUCCUGCGCACCCCCAGUGGCGCCUCCACCGUCAGCGUGGGCUCCAGCGAAACCCGGGGGGAGCGAGUCAUUGACGCAGUCCGCUUCACGCUCCGGCAGACCAUCUCCUUCCCACCCCGUGAUGAGUGGAAUGACUUCAACUUCGACAUGGAUGCCAGGCGCAACAAACAGCAACGCAUCAAGGAGGAAGGGGAGUGAGCCCUGCGGACCCUGCUCCACCCCGCCUCGGCCACAAACUGCUCAGCCCUUCAUUUGUCUUCCUUCUGCUUGGUACUGCGCCCCUGGACGAAGGGCAGAGGGAGCUUUCUCGCUCACUCGUGCUGGUUAUGCUCUUGAAGCUGUCUAGGUUAUGCUCCUGGACCGCGACCUCCACCCCGGCUCUUACAAGGGGAAGAACUGAGCGAAGGGGGAAGGCGGGUGGUAUUUCCUUGAAAGCCGUUGACCUUCUCGAGAAGGUGGUGUUCUAGUUUCAUGUUUUCCUUUGGGGAGAGGGCUUCUUUUCUUGACUUUUGAAUCCUCACACACCUUGUGGGCAUCCUGACCUGCAAGCUUGUCUCUCUCAUCCAGCAAUCCCGCUCUGAAAAGCAGGAAGGUUAAAACAAAUUUUAAAAAAGCC
Molecule: messenger RNA, 1876 nt
Organism: Eurypyga helias (sunbittern)
Lineage: Eukaryota; Metazoa; Chordata; Aves; Eurypygiformes; Eurypygidae
Gene: TP63
Product: tumor protein p63
Exons: 10
Coding region: 61-1458 (465 amino acids)
Biological process (GO): apoptotic process; protein tetramerization; regulation of transcription by RNA polymerase II
Cellular component (GO): nucleus
Molecular function (GO): DNA-binding transcription factor activity, RNA polymerase II-specific; protein binding; RNA polymerase II cis-regulatory region sequence-specific DNA binding
Source: RefSeq, a predicted model, not a curated record